CACUUCGUUUGCGCAAGCGAUAUCACUUCUACCGGUGUCUGAGAACGAACGCCCUGUCAUGCGGAUUGAAAUCCUGAAGAUUUGUACUUGGGCUAGCUAUAGCUUCAUCCCGGUCAUCGAAACCAUCUAUAGUUACGGUUCAACUGGCUCACGCGACAGAUCACCUCUCGUACGGCAUCCCGCGUUGUGUGAUAUUUCGGUUGAAAGAUUUGAACUGAAUCGACCUCCCGAUCGAUGACUUGACCCGCGUGUUCCAGAGCAAGCAAGCGCCAAUCGCCUCGCAAUGACUGAUGGGAUGGCUAUUUAAAAUCAUCAUCCGUGGUACCCUCGUUUGCGGCCAAUUAAACUGUGCGCACCCUGGAAGGAUGACUAAAUCGCCGGCAAGUGUUGCAUCAGGUUGUCUUCGUGGACAUCGGUGACGAUUUUGCGCGCCAACAAAAAUCAACAUCUUUCUAUCUAGUGCCGCGCCGUAGAGGGUGGUUGGUGGUGUUGUGGUCUACAGAGGAAAUUGUGGCAAAUGAAGCUAAAAGGGCGCUCUUCGCAUAGUUACCGCAUGUAGGUAUGUGCGGUAUAUGCACAACAGUGCGGCCGUGUAGAACCAAAACAUUUAAGUGUCCACGUUGCUAGCGCCAUUUGUUUCGCGUGCUACCUUGUUGGGGGAGGCUCUCAUCCAGAGCCUGAGUGAAAAGCUACUACUGACACCUAGGUGAUACAGUGCCCAAUUGGGCGCCACACUGAAUGGUAGCCUACGAAGUUUGUGCGUAAAGUGUGCAGUUUUGUUGCAGCCUUGAUAAGAUAAUAGAUAAGUGCUAUCGAUACCGACGAGCGUGGCAGACUUGGACAUUCCUAGGAGUUAAAUUUAGUGCUCAAUAGACACGUGUGACGGUGUGGUGGUACAGUGAAUGAAGAAAAUGAUUGCGAGGACAGAAAACAGUGAAGAAUUCGUGAAUAUUAGGUUACUUCCUAUGAAAUUCUAUCUACGACUGAUGGGAAGUUUCGUUGAACGUGUUUCAUAAUUGGAUUACUGAAAAUCGGCGUACAAUUGGCUGUUUGGACGUGCCGCAGCACAGUGGACUAGAGGACUUCCGAGCGAGCUCGGCGGGUUCUUUGUAUGCGGGCAGACGACCGAUCUACGGACAACGCACCCCGCAGGUCUUCAGAGGGCAGAUAUCAACAGACAGCCGACGCGGAAGGACGGACGUUGUGCCAGCUGCUUCGGGAGACAGUCGUCGGUCGUUUCUUUCAUCACAGUUAGUCCAUCAGAACUAAUUGCUGGGAAAGUCAUCCCACUGUGCGUGCACCCCAUAGUGUCCUCAGAGUGAAGAUCAAAGUUAAGGACGAAGCCUUGCUAAGGCUGGAGGCUUCAAUUCAGUGAGUGCGCGGUGAUCAAUCGGUGAAUGAGUUCGAACGCAUGCAGCCCUUUCACUGACGUCCGAUAGUGAUAAGGAAGGUUCAGCACCUUGUGUGACCUGUAUACUACACGAACGGGAACGAUUGAGUAAUAUUUGCACAGUGAGUUAUCGCCUUCUAAUUGCGGUUCGUUCAUUGUUGUGAGCGAGCGCUGUCGAUCUUGUGGUUUUCGGACAUUAACUUCACAGUUAGUGAUUUUUCGCGCCUCAAGAACAGAAUUAAGUGAAGUUGAAAUGAUACCCAUAUAAAUGCUAAUCAAUUGUCGUUUAUCUCCAGAGUGCAAUUCGGUGUUUCUGCGAUAUCAGUGCAAAUUGUGUUCUUUCCCACAACAGAAAAUCAAUCACAGAACAGUGGCUGCUAGAAAACGGUAGAUUGUAUAAGGAGCUGGUGUACGACGACUCGAAAUAAGCAAUGGCCGAGACGGUGAAGAUUGUGAAUGGGGAGACCAAGGCGGGUACGAUCGUGAAUGGAUCGGCGAUCAAUGGUCAUCUGCCGAAAGUGGUGAAAAAUGGAUCAGCGCCGGCAGUGGAAGAGGUUCACGACCCACCGGAUGGCGGUACCCGGGCCUGGUUGGUCAUGGUGGGAGCUUUCCUGUGCAACGGUGUUCUGUUUGGUGUGAUUAACACCUACAGUGUUAUUUACUUGAGCCUGCAGAAGCAACUGCAUGAUCUGGGCGAUACCGAGGCUUCCAGCAAAGCAGCCCUCGUGGGAUCGCUCACCAUUGGCACAACUUUCCUGCUAUCGCCAGUAUCCGGCAUCCUGACGGAUAAAAUCGGUCUCCGGUUAACGACCCUUAUCGGUGGGGUUCUAACAUGCGGAGGCAUGUUCCUGUCGUCGUUCUUCACCCACAAUGUUUCCGCCCUGUACUUCACCUACGGUAUCAUGUUCGGGCUGGGUGCUGCGCUGGCGUACACACCCUCCCUGGCAAUCCUGGGACACUACUUUAAGAAAUAUCUCGGUCUGGUGAACGGAAUCGUUACGGCAGGGUCCAGUGUAUUCACUGCCAUCAUGCCGAUUCUGCUGAACAAAUUGGUGCAGGAAACGGGUCUCGCGACAUCGUUCCGUGUUCUAUCUGUGAUAUCUAGCUUUGUGAUAUUCUGUGCACUUCUGUACAAACCGUUGCAGCCACCGCCACCGCCACCACGUGUGAAACCGGGCAGGUCGAAGUUCAACACUUUGAUGCGGUCGUUCAUCAAUUUCGACAACUGGAAGAAAAAGAAGUACAUCAUCUGGGCACUUUCAAUUCCGAUUGCUCUGUUCGGAUACUUUGUUCCGUACGUUCACAUGGGCAAGUUCGUGUUGGAUUCGUUCCCUGGAGAGGGUGAAAAUCUUCCGGUUAUGUGUAUAGGAAUUACAUCCGGACUGGGUCGCCUUCUUUUUGGAUUCAUUGCGGAUAUUCCUCGAGUGAAUCGAGUACUACUGCAGCAGAUUGCCUUCGUUUUCAUCGGAACGAUGACAAUGUGUCUUCCUGCGACGGGUUCCUUCACCUUGUUGCUGGUGAUCGCCUUGGCUAUGGGUCUUUUCGACGGAUGCUUCAUCUCUCUUCUGGGACCGAUCGCGUACGACAUCUGCGGACCACGGGGUGCAACGCAAGCCAUCGGGUUCCUGUUGGGCUUGUGUUCUGUGCCGUUGACCGUUGGGCCACCCGUAGCUGGAAUGCUCUACGAUCACACUGGAUCGUAUAAACUGCCUUUGAUACUUGCCGGCAUUCCACCAUUGUUUGGUGCUUCCACCAUGUUCCUCAUCCGGUGUGUGAAGGAUGAUACAGCAUGUUCGGAUGCAGUGAUGAAGGAUUCGACCCAUCAACCACUGGCGCAGACUGCUUGGGAUUGCG
Aedes albopictus (Asian tiger mosquito) is the source of this 3244-nucleotide messenger RNA. RefSeq names its product monocarboxylate transporter 10 (gene kar). NCBI's taxonomy places the organism in Eukaryota, Metazoa, Arthropoda, Insecta, Diptera, Culicidae. Gene Ontology annotation, biological process: transmembrane transport. Gene Ontology annotation, molecular function: monocarboxylic acid transmembrane transporter activity. Gene Ontology annotation, cellular component: membrane. The record is from RefSeq and is a predicted model, not a curated record.